Penicillium olsonii is the source of this 1302-nucleotide messenger RNA. Lineage: Eukaryota; Fungi; Ascomycota; Eurotiomycetes; Eurotiales; Aspergillaceae. The record is from the annotation of a GenBank genome assembly.
AUGAACCCCCAGAUCGAAGAACUACUAGGACUGGAAGCCGUUCGCUCCAGAGCCCAUGCCGUCCUCAAACUAGCUGAGCAGGGUCGUUUGAACCACUUCAAUUACCAUGCUGAUCGCCUGGAAGAUGCCACCGACUAUGUCUCGGCACUGAUCAAGAAUGACUUCGGUCCAGACAGAUACCACCUCAUUCCCCCGCAUGGCCGUUGGCAGCAUUUCGAAGUUGGCGGGGUUCCCCGCAUAGACAACCUUCUGACCGAAUGGGACCAGCAGGGACUCGCCACAGUGGAAAAGACACGCCGCCUAGUUGAUCUUUUCUUUGUGUCGGUUCUUCUCGAUGCCGGUGCUGGUGAUUUCUGGCGCUAUAAAGAGCCCGGAACUGGCCAUGCUCUGAAUCGGAGUGAGGGCAUUGCCGUGGCGGCCUUGCACAUGUUCCUGAAUGGUGAAUUCGCGGGCCCAGGCUCGGAGUCCAAGCAUACUGUGAAUGGCGAGGCACUCCGCAAUAUUAAUAUUGAUGUUUUGUCCCGAGGACUUCAAGUUACGGAUAGCAACCCCAUGGUCGGAGUUGGUGCCCGUGCGGAUAUUGUUCGCAAACUUGGCGAGUCUUUGAUUAACCUGCCAGAUGUCUUUGGUCCCACUGGACGUCCGGGAAACCUCGUUGCUAAGAAGGUGACAGACUAUCUCAUCGCGCAAUCCAGUGAGAGUGGCAAGCUUGAUUAUAAGGAUCUUUGGAACGUGCUUCAACGUCUCCUCCUUCCAAUCUGGCCAUCUGACCGGACCCAUCUGGAAGGAUACCCUAUCGGAGAUGCCUGGCCCCUGCGGGUCCUCGAGCAAGCUCCUGGUGCCGAUUCCAAGCCUUACUCCAACAUCCAGCCCUUCCACAAGCUUACCCAGUGGUUAGCGUAUUCGUUGCAGGUGCCAUUCUCCCGUCUCCUGUCCGCCACCUGGACCAAUACUCACCUUGGGACCGGUCUCCCAGAGUACCGUAAUGGAGGGAUGCUGGUAGAUCUGGGGGUUCUGGAGCUGAAGCCGGAGGCUCUGCAGCGGGGCCUCACUCUCUCCGGUGGGGCUUUGCCUUCUUUUGGUGCGGGGGAUGAUGAAAUCGUCGAGUGGCGAGCGAUGACCGUCGCCCUUCUGGAUGUGAUGCACCCCAAGAUCUCAGAGCGGCUUGGUGGCAUUGAGUUGUCUCUUCCACAGAUCCUCGAGGCUGGCUCGUGGAAGGCAGGCCGCCAGCUUGCUGCGGCCAAGCGGCCGGAUACUAAAUGUAGCCCUAUUUUGAACUUUGGGGAUGGUACUUUGUUCUAG